AUGGAUCCUUCAGUUAACUUAAACUUUCUCCCAAAUUACAACUGCAUGCACUGGCAAUGGAAGAAUUGUCCUAAGGCUUGGCAAUGGCAGUUUACUAGUGGACACAAGGGGACGACAACAGUUAUCCUUGAGGCAGUGGCAUCUUUUGAUUUAUGGAUAUGGCAUGCUUUUUUUGGUUUGCCAGGUACAUUGAACGACAUUAAUGUACUAGAUAGGUCACCGGUAUUUGACGAUAUUGAGUCCGGUGAAGCCCCGGAGGUGAAUUUCAUUGUCAAUGGGCGACAAUACAAUCGUGCUUACUAUCUUGCAGAUGGAAUAUAUCCGAAAUGGCCUGUCUUUGUCCAAUCAAUUCAAUUGCCCCAAGGCAACAAAGCGCAGUUGUUUGCCAAACAACAAGAAUCAUGUAGGAAGGAUGUGGAACGCGCAUUUGGGGUUCUCCAAGCACGAUUUGCUAUUAUUCGCCAGCCCGCUAGAAUGUGGGACAUUGAGGUCUUAGGUAAAAUAAUGAGGGCUUGCAUUAUUUUACAUAACAUGAUAGUCGAGGAUGAACGGGAUAUAUAUUUGCGAAACUGGGAAAAUAUUGACUUCGAACCAUCGAACAAUGCUAGUGCUAGCUCUAGCUCAUCUUUCAAUGUCCAAACACAAGUGUUGCCACAAUUUGAAGUGCACGUUCUAGCCCGAGCCGAAUCGGAUAUUCAUACUAGAGCCGAUCUACGUGAUAGGGCCAAACACAUUCAGUUGAAAAAGGAUAUCGUCGAGCACAUUUGGCAAAAAUUUGGAGCAACCUUCGAAUAG
Molecule: messenger RNA, 795 nt
Organism: Asparagus officinalis (garden asparagus)
Lineage: Eukaryota; Viridiplantae; Streptophyta; Magnoliopsida; Asparagales; Asparagaceae
Exons: 1
Coding region: 1-795 (264 amino acids)
Source: RefSeq, a predicted model, not a curated record